AUCUUCCAAAGGAAUCUGUUUGCCGCCGCAUGUAAGUUCGGUCCUCUGUUUUUGACCAACUUUAUAAUAAAGUUGAGAACAUCGGAAGAGCACCAAGUCAACGCCAUCAAGGAUAAACUGGACAAAGAUCCAGGAAGCGUCGAGCUUUGCUUGCAAUAUGGUCAAUUACUAUCAGAGUCAAACCAAUAUGAUCGUUUGACGUCACACUGCAUGGAAUGUAUCAACGAAGGUCGACAUAUAGAUUCUCCUGAAUGGUUUCAGUUCUAUGCCCGAAUGGUCAAAAACCAUUCUGGCGCGCUGUCAGAAAACGCGCUUUGCUUUGACGUCAUUGCCGAUAUGUUCCUUUUGCGCAUCAACAUAUGCACUUCUCCCGAAGAUUUUUACAAUCUGCUUGAGAGUCUUCAUGGUAAAAUCCACCGAUUGCCUGCGGAUAAGUUCGUUCGAUUUCACAAGGAGUCUGAAUCGUGGCUGUCAUUUUAUUCUGCCGUCUACAUUCAACGGUUUUUCAGUGUUGAAAGCAAAGUGGUUUUGGAUGUUUUGUGUGAGAACUAUCGACGUUCUGUGGAACUUCACAAAUCGAUACAAUCCGCAAUUCGGGAGCCUUUCUCUCAUCUUGUGUGGAGUUUCAUAGAUGUCCAUCAAGCCGAAAAUACAGUACAAGCUUGGUGUCUAAUGAACACCCUGCGCCAAGAUGGGGAAAAUGAAAAACUACGCAAAUCAAGCUGGAGUGACCUAAUGGACAUGCUACCCUCAAAAUUCAAGUCAGCGUCCAAAGAAGGAAAAGAUUGUAUCCAAAUGAAUCCUUCACUGGUCGUUUCCAUGAACUGUGCCGACUUCUGGUUGGAUUGCCGAGACGCCUUGCUCGAGAGUCAAAACAAUUUAAAGCUGGUGCUCUGGGUUUGCUGUCAUCUGACUGCAUUGGAUUCAGGCGAGGAUGAUGUUGCUCUAUCAAAUCAACGCCUGGAUUUCAUCUUUAAAUCCCAACAGUCUGAUCACUCUGUCAUGGCUACAACGUCGGAUUGUCUUGGGAAGCCUAUUUCAUUGCUUUCAUCGUGCGCCAUCCCAACUGUAUCCCAGCAACAGUGGUGGGAGAUCGCCAAUGAUCUUGUUAACAGAAACGCUAUUCAGUUGGCUAACUCAUCAAAAUCAGCACGUCAGUCUACUUUUCUACAGUGUGGGCUUAACCAGUUACGCCUGUUUGCCCGACCUGCUCGUUGUUUUGGUAAUCAAACUCACGUCCUGCCUCCAGCGCUUUCCUUCCGUGUUGCUGAUGCUCUCACGCGGCUGGCAGAAGGCUUCAUCUCGAGCGACAUUAGACUUCCCGUUUUGGAGUGGGCGGGUGGUUUCUGGCGGUAUGCCUUGCACCAAUGUACAUUCGGUCCACCACCUCCGAACGCCACACUCGUCGCCCAAAAUCGCCAGUUACCGGCAUGUUCCGGCUCUAGUUCUCUUUUUACGGAGAACCGCGUGUCCAGCCCCUGUUCUCCACUUCGUUCAGUCAGCCUAACACCUGGACCUCCAACAGUCAAUCAUUCCCUUUUUUCUCUUCCUGGAGCAAACAACUGGUGGCUCGGAUUAACGCGGUCAUCUCAUCAACCGGUCUCACAUGUGAUAUCUCAUUGGUGCAAUCUGGGCUUACAUUUCUGCGCAAAUCGACUAACUCGUGUGUUCGAAACCAACGGAAAUCAGCUCACAUCAGAUGAGAAAUGUGAAUUGCGUUCGUUGUUGCGUAUUCUGGAGCAAUCCAAGGUCAAUGUGGAUCGCGGUGUUUACCUAACGGUUGGUCAGCUUCUACUUCGUCAUGCACGGGGCUCGGAAAGUACCACCAAAAAUCUUCCAUCCGAUCCGUUGGAUGACGCAUUGCUUUUGUCUGGUGAUCGCGACCCGUUGGCGGAUUUGGGGCGUGCGAAGAGGUAUCUUGACCUGGCUACGAUAGCUCCCAUAAGUUGUGAGGACAGUGAAGUGCACCAGAUAAGACACAAGAGCAAAUCUCCAACAAGUCCGAUGUGCAGUUCAACUAAGAAAAGUGAUCAAAUUGAGCAAGCAACGCCAGAAUCAUAUGAAGGUCCUCAGAAGGGUGCCCGAUCCACUCCAAAGAAUCCUCUCGGCCUAUGCGCACAUACUGACGAGAGACAGGAAUUCCUCAUGGCCAGUUUUAUGAACAAUUGGCAAUCUUUGAUCAACAGUCUCUGUUGUCAGUUGACUGAAGCAAAAGUCGAAAUGUCUCGAAGUCGUCAAUUGAACGAGCAGCUGUCCACACAGUUGCAGGAGACCAGCAAGCAGCUAUCUGAAACCAUGAACAAAUUUGUUGAGUUUAAGGCCCAAAUGAACGUAAUGACCAAGGUCAACAACAGUGGCGAUGUAGCCUCCAUGACUUCCAUUCACGAUGCAAUAGCUACUCCUAUUCGUGAGCUCUCACAUGCGAUCGCUGAAUUGCGUCGCUGGCUUCCCGAGGGCAUGGCUGCGGCUGCAACUGCUGCCGUGAACGCACACAUGGCCGUUUCCAACCAACCAAUACUGCCGCCGGCAGCCGCAGCAAUGGCACGAACGGGACCCUUACUAAAUAAUGCAGAUGCUGCUGCUCUGAUGCAUCUUUACGGUUCCAAUCUUCCAUUACCGCCGACCUACUUGAAUUCAAUAAAUCCGAUUCCAUUACAACAGUUGCCCGGACAUUGGCGCAUGUCUGCAACAGCCGCUGCUCCUGCCACUUUGCAGCCAAAAACUAUACCCCCGGGUGAGGUCAGACCUGUACAGAAACCUGGAUUUCCGAGUUCAUCCGUUCCAUGGGCAGAUGUUCCUCAGUCAGGAAUUCGAUUUGGCGAUCCGAACACGAUUCGUCUGGACUAUCCGUUGCCGUCCGGCCCAGGUAAAUCCGGUGACCCGAAUUUCCCCACAGCCAAUUAUGGUGAGUUUCUAUAA
This is a messenger RNA of Echinostoma caproni, 2919 nucleotides long. The record is from the annotation of a GenBank genome assembly. Lineage: Eukaryota; Metazoa; Platyhelminthes; Trematoda; Plagiorchiida; Echinostomatidae.